AUGUCGAACACCGCUGUUGGCAAUGUCUACAGCCAGAUCAUCGAGGAUGUGAUCAACUCCUCGCGGGUCGAUUUUGAAGAGCAGGGUGUUGAAGUCGAGGUUCUGGACGAGCUGCGCAGGGGAUGGCAAAAGAAACUCUCGCAGAGCAAUGUGGCUCAGUUUCCCUGGGAUCCAAAACCAGAGCCCGUGGCGGCACCUCCUCCAGCAGCGGCUCCUGCUCCUGCUGUUCCGAACUAUACCCAGGCUCAGCUGAGCCCUCCGCCCAACAGCCCUUCGCUUUCUCUCCCCAAUCUUCCCCUUCCACAGAACCCGCAAAUCAAGGGCGAAGCGAGCGCCGUCAAGACCGAACCUGCUGUCAAGCAAGAGCCAGGCCUCCAGCAGGCGAUGCCGUCCAACUUUCCCAACGCUCCGGUCGGCGGGGCUGCGAUCGCCCAGGCACGAGCCAUGCAGCAACUACAGAGCGCCUACGGUCAGCGGGCGGCGGCUUCCAUCAACGCCAUGCAGAAUGGCAUGACGCAGCCGCAACAGCAGGGAGUGCCGGGACAACCCCAGCAGAUGGCCCGGCCUGGCGGUCCCGCACAGCAACCUGGCAACAUGAACAAUCAGCAAUACCGCGCACAGCUUGCUGCCGCAACCGCGGCCCAACAACGACAAGCUGCGCAGCAACAUCAGCAGAUGAAUGGGGCGAAUGGUACUAAUGGUCUGCCCCAGUCCCAGCUUGAUGGUGCUUCCGACGCGGUUGAGGGCGUGCUCAUGCGUCAAGACGCUGACGGCAAUCCCGUUGAGCUGGGCCGUGUCGAGAUCGACAAUAUGCUCCACGAGCAGAUUGCUGCUCGAGCUAAGCGCAUGGAAGGCGGCGGCUUGAUGUUGCCCCUGAAGCAGGCUACGAAGCAUAGGUCUGCGGUAUCCAAGCGAGCCGGGCCGUCCACUUCGCAGGUCGACGGAGCCGAGGAUGGUGAUGAUGACGAACUGGACGAGGAUGCGAUCAACUCGGACCUCGACGAUGAUGAGGUCGGCCAAGAGGAUGAGGAGGAUGACGAUGAGGCCGGUCAGAUCAUGCUCUGCAUGUAUGACAAGGUCCAGCGAGUCAAGAAUAAGUGGAAGUGUACACUCAAGGAUGGUGUGCUCACGGUCAACGGCAAGGAGUACGUUUUCCACAAAGCCACCGGCGAGUAUGAGUGGUAG
Messenger RNA from Thyridium curvatum, 1185 nucleotides. RefSeq lists its product as uncharacterized. The coding region runs from base 1 to 1185 and encodes 394 amino acids. Gene Ontology annotation, biological process: transcription by RNA polymerase II; transcription initiation at RNA polymerase II promoter. Gene Ontology annotation, cellular component: transcription factor TFIIA complex. The record is from RefSeq and is a predicted model, not a curated record. NCBI's taxonomy places the organism in Eukaryota, Fungi, Ascomycota, Sordariomycetes, Thyridiales, Thyridiaceae. The transcript has 3 exons.